GAGUUGGGCAACUCACCGUCGUGCCAUUCAAUAGCCACACCGAAAAUCUCAUAGCAACACUUCCAAACAAGAGAAGGAUGGUCGACACUACUCGUCCUCUACAACAAAUGCUGGAUCAAGCGAAUUCCCUCAGGGAUUCCAUAGCUCUCCCACACAAGCUCAAGCCCCAUUCGGACGGCAUCAUCCUCGCCACGCACACGAAAUGCGGCAACACCUCGCUCAAGGCCCUAAAGUUUGCCAUCGUAAACAGGUCACACUACAGCUUAACCGACCACCCACUUCUCGUGCGCCGCCCGCAUGAGGUUGUGCCUUUCGUCCAACUAUGGCCGGGUGGCCUCGACGGUGCCGAGGAGCUACCCUCCCCACGGCUGCUCUCCACCUACCUGCAGCUCUCCCUGCUCCCACAGGCAGUUUCCACCCUCGGCUGCCGGAUCGUGUGCGUUUGCCGGGACCCCAAAGAUGCCUUUGUCUCGAGGUGGCACUUUGAGAAGAGGGUGAACCAAGGUGCUAUGUCACUAGAUAUGGCUCUCAAGCAUUCGCCAUACUUUGUGAGGGGUGCUCCCCCUUACGGGCCUUUCUGGGAGCGCUAUCUUGAGUACUGGAAAGAAAGCUUGGCCAGGCUACAAGAAGUUAUGUUUCUGAGGUACGAGGACGUUGGGUCAGACACACUCAACGUUAUUAGGAAGCUAGCAAGCUUCCUUGGCUUCCCAUUCACCCAAGAGGAGGAAAACGGUGGAGUCGUGGAGCAAAUUGCGGAUUUAUGUGGCUUCACAUCACUUAGCAACAUCGACGCCAAUCGGGCGGGUCGUGUUGAGCAUUCAGGAGGCGAGCUUGUCAUUGACCCCUCUUCACUGUUUAGGAAAGGGAAGGUUGGGGAUUGGGUGAACCACAUGAGCAAGGAGAUGGGAGAUAAAAUGGACCAGAUUGUGUCCGACAAGUUCCAAGGAUCAUGACUCAUGUUCUAGCAUGUGCGUGAUGUAGGGUGUGUUUGAUUCGGGAGUGAAGUGUAAUGGAAUGUCAUGGUUCCGUUCCACGGAAAUGGAAUGGUUCCAUCUCUGUGUUUGGUAUGAACAAUGAGGUGGAAUGUAAUGGUUCCAUUUCCAUGUUCGAUUGAUGUAGUGGAAUGGAAUGAAAAAUGUUUAAAUUGG
Messenger RNA from Hordeum vulgare subsp. vulgare (domesticated barley), 1148 nucleotides. Its product is annotated as cytosolic sulfotransferase 15-like. NCBI's taxonomy places the organism in Eukaryota, Viridiplantae, Streptophyta, Magnoliopsida, Poales, Poaceae. Gene Ontology annotation, molecular function: sulfotransferase activity. Gene Ontology annotation, biological process: sulfation. The record is from RefSeq and is a predicted model, not a curated record. Gene Ontology annotation, cellular component: cytoplasm. The coding region runs from base 78 to 953 and encodes 291 amino acids. The transcript has a single exon.